Molecule: messenger RNA, 1175 nt
Organism: Linum tenue
Lineage: Eukaryota; Viridiplantae; Streptophyta; Magnoliopsida; Malpighiales; Linaceae
Source: the annotation of a GenBank genome assembly
AAGAUUUAUACUUGGGCCCUAAUUGGGAGUUGGCAUCGCCGGGAUUGACGAGGAUGGCUGGUGUUGACGCCAGCUUACAGAUGCCGAUGGAGGAUCGACGCUAGGAUUGACGAUGAUGGCUGGUGUGGAUGGAGGCCUACCGAUCCCCAUGGUGGAUUGAUGGCAACAACAAGGCUAGUGGGUUGGCGAUGGCAAGGUUGGCAUUUGCCUGGUAGUGGUCAGGGACACUGAGCAGAGGUGAGCGACAAGUGCACAACAAAGAUGGGAGGCUAAGAUGGCUACGACGGGGAUGACAAUGAGACGCUGUGACGCGCUGGACCAGGUGGAGGGGGUGACCUGUCUGUGUUUGUUUCUAAUGUAACGCGUAUACGAAGACUACCAAUGGCAGAGAAGGCAAAAAGAAGAAGAGAUGAUGAUAAUGAAGGAUAAGCCAUCGAUAGUGGCAAUGGGUAACGACAGUCACAGGGGGUGAAAGACAGUCCAAAAUGGUGUUGCUUGAAGACCCAAUUAGCCAAGAGAAGCAUUACCUUGAGAUGAGAAAAAAUGCCACCAUAGAGAAAGCUUCUAAAUCCAUCUCCACGCUCAGCUUGGAAGUCGGUAGCCUCGCAGGGACAUUUCAUGGUGCUUAUUUUAGCUUGAAUAAUGGAAAAGCAAAGAGGACAAAUGAUGUUUGUUGGAAUUAUUCUUUGGUGCUUUACUGUGAACUUUGUAAUAUGGUCAAGAACUCGAAAAACAAUGUUCUUCCUUUCCCAAACAUAACCAAGUUGAGAAUGAGUUUGUUGAUAAUAGCUUGUACUGCCAUAGAUAAGAUGUAUCUAAAAGAAGGGCGUUCAUUGUUAUUGAGCUUGAGAAACAGCAAGAAAUCACUCCCCUUCGUUCUCAACACGAACCCACAUCAUAAUCUCGAUCCCCAAUACGAAAGAAGCCAUCCUCUUCUCAAAGAGUCCCAGGUAUUGACGAGGUUAGAGAAUGAGCCCAGCAUUUCAAUAGCUCUAGACUACUUCAAGUCGAUUGCCAAUUCAAAAGCCUUCAGACAUACUGCGCUAACGUACAGAACCAUGAUUCGGAGGCUGGGUGAUGAAGGCAAUGUUGAUGGCAUUCAGUAUCUUCUUCAUCAGAUGAAAUUAGAAGGACUUCAUUGUAAUCCCGACUUGUUUGUGAACAGCGAGGUGUAA